This is a messenger RNA of Dovyalis caffra, 1533 nucleotides long. NCBI's taxonomy places the organism in Eukaryota, Viridiplantae, Streptophyta, Magnoliopsida, Malpighiales, Salicaceae. The record is from the annotation of a GenBank genome assembly.
AUGAAAUCAUACGCUUACAUAGCAACCUUUCCCGGCAGACAAAAACAUAUUGGACAGUCACAUACGUGGGUCCCGGAAGAUGACGUGGCAAUAUUUGGUAGGAGUAUCGGACGUGUUUAUUGUCAAAAAAGCCGGUCCUUUGUAUGGACAGCAGUUUCCUAUCAGCUAAAAGACAAUCUUAAGUUGUCACCAUCGGCCUCCCAAUUUGUGUCUUCAAUAGCAUUUUUUCCAUGGAGUAUAAAACCAUUAUAUGGAAUUUUGUCUGAUUGCUUCCCAAUUAAGGGACGGAAAAGGAUACCAUACCUAGUAAUUGCAACUCUGCUCUCUCUUGUUCCCUGGCCUAUUCUAGGCCUAAAUUCAAACUUAAGGAGUUCUCAAUGGCAUCUCACAACCCUCUUGACAGUGCAGAACCUGGGUUCUGCUAUGGCAGAUGUUGUGGUUGAUGCAAUGAUUGCUGAGGCUGUAAGAUCUGAGAGGGCUUCAUUUGCUGGAGAUCUGCAGUCCAUGUCUUGGUUGUCAAUGGCUUUGGGUGGAAUCUCAGGCAGUUUGUUAGGAGGACAUGCAUUGACCAACUUACAAAUAGAUACGAUUUUCAUUCUUUUUUCUGUACUGCCAACCAUACAGUUAUUAUCAUGUGGUUUGGUUGGGGAGAAUUCUGCAGACAGUAAAGUUUUUCCCGAGUCUGCCAAUUCAAGCAACUCCCAUCCUGUGAAUGGGAAUGUUAGUAUUUCGGACGAAGAUAGUAUCUUGCUGAAGAAGUCCAGUACAAGUACUUCAAGAAGGAAGAAGAGCCAAAAGAAUGGAAAAAAGAGGGCUGGUAUGAGUACUAAAUCCGAGAUUUCCAAGGGUGAUUCCUUAAUAUCACGUUGGUACCACUCUCUGAAAACAGCUACUUACAGUUUGUUACGUGCUUUUAGGCAGCCAGUAAUUUUGAGACCAAUGGCUUGGUUUUUCCUAGCACAGGUUACUGUUCCAAACCUCUCAACAGUCAUGUUCUAUUACCAGACAGAGGUCUUGAACUUGGAUGCAUCCUUUUUGGGGACUGCACGUGUUGUUGGAUGGUUAGGCCUCAUGCUAGGAACCUUUACAUACAGUCGCUACUUAAAGACCAUGAAACUACGGAAGAUUCUCUUGUGGGCUCAUGUUGGGUUGUCUUUGUUGACCCUCCUAGAUAUAAUUUUAGUUUCUCGAGUGAAUCUUGCCUAUGGAAUUUCAGAUAAGAUCAUGGUCGUCUCUGGAUCUGCUCUCGCUGAUGCUGUUAAUCAAUUCAAGUUCAUGCCAUUCCUCAUCUUAUCCGGGCAGUUAUGCCCUCCAGGAAUUGAAGGAACACUAUUUGCCCUCUUUAUGUCGAUAAACAACUUAGGUUCCACACUGGGGUCAUUUGUUGGUGCUGGGUUGGCCUCGAUUUUGAACCUGUCGUCAGGAUCUUUUGACAACCUUGGUUUGGGCAUUGCCAUCCAAGUCCUUUGCACUUUCAUUCCAAUUGCUUUUCUAUUUUUGAUACCAAAAGAAGCCACAGGGGUAUCAGCAUAG